UUCGUCUUCAGCAAGUAAUAAUUCUAAUUUACAGUCAUAUAAUCAGUCAUCUAAUAUUCGGUAUCAAGACGCAUGCUACGCUAAUAUUUCAUUAAAUGAAUAUACUUCUAAAGAAUUGGAAUUUGAUAUUUCUAGCCCACCUGCUUUGAAUGCAAAUUCGUCAAAAGUUACUUCAAAUACUCAGCAUCAAAGUAGAACUCAUACAAGUCUAAUAAAUUCAUCUAUUUUAUCCGAGAAUUCUUCAAGAAAACGUGAUAUUGAAGAAUCGGAAAUCAACUCUUACGUUAUUA
This is a messenger RNA of Funneliformis caledonium, 290 nucleotides long. Lineage: Eukaryota; Fungi; Glomeromycota; Glomeromycetes; Glomerales; Glomeraceae. The record is from the annotation of a GenBank genome assembly.